Molecule: messenger RNA, 4489 nt
Organism: Rhopilema esculentum
Lineage: Eukaryota; Metazoa; Cnidaria; Scyphozoa; Rhizostomeae; Rhizostomatidae
Source: RefSeq, a predicted model, not a curated record
CACAACAAAUUUCUGUUACAUUUCCAAAACUCCGAUCACUUAAUGUGAGAAUUAUAAUAACUGACUUAUAAGGACAAUCAGUCAGAAUUCCUUGUGACCAGACAGACCUUGAAACAAUCUGUCGAAUGAAGACUCAGUAGAACUGAUAAUGUAUUUAUUGAGCUGCCUCCAUUUCAGCUGCUCAUAGCAACAAUCAAAGCGCAUUAUAAAUAACCUCUUACUGAUGCUCUAAAGAGAGCAUUCAAAAUUCAUUUAAACAAACAUUUUGCUUGAGAAAUAAGAAUUGCGCAGCCACCUACCUUCCUUUCUUUGAAAGAAGCUUGUUGGAGCCGAGCUUUGUGCCACCUGAUGCUACAAAGAAUAGAAAAGCUGAUAAGCGUUCAGAUAUUGACGCUAAAAUUAUCAGAACCUGGAAAACAGGUUCGUAAGAAUUAUUCAUACGGCACACUUAAUCUCUUGCAUUGAAUUGCGCUUGGUUACAGGUCCAUAUGCAAAGAUAUAGAUUUGAGACAGCGUCUAGCAUUAGAAAAACUUCAAACAUUACGAAAUAUGCUGCAGGAUAAUGUCACUGAAUCAACAUAUGUUGAUCAAAAAUGAAAAUUUUAUUUGAUAGUUGAUCCUGAUUGUAAUGAAGGAAAACUUGAAUCUGGACGUUGUCAAAAGUAAUUAAUUUUAGGUCCACAACGAUGGUACGCUCCAGUGUUUGGUAAGAACAUUGCCAAUAUACCUAUAAGUGAAUACUACGAGUGGCUAUCUGAACCCAAUAAAUUUGAAAAUAGACAAAACUACUAAAUUUACAAGAAUAAAUUAUUAUCGUUUUUCAACUUUGUACAAGUUGGUUUGAAAAAACAGAUGGCUGCAUGUCACUGGGUUCAUUAUGAAUAUUUCGAUUUAUUCCAUUUUGACCAGAUACAUAUCAUAGAAAACCAAGCAUUUGCAGCGGAUGCUUUUUCACGUCCUAUGAAAUACUUUCGUUUCAGAAAAAGAUACAAUUUAGAAGCAUCAAUUAAUUCAAAGUUUUCAACUGAUAUCAAUUUUUCUAACAACUUCGAUUUGAUAUGAUUGAUUUUAUUCGAAUGCACGUCCUUUGAAAAAUGACGUCACGAAAACGUGUAUGGAGAGAGGCAACUUUUUAUCAUUCUUCAAACAUUGAGAAUCAGCAUUUCUCUUAUACCAUGGUGAGAUGUAUUGUCCACACCACAGCUCAAGAACAAACGUAUUCACUCUUUUUUGGCGUUUAAAAUAAACAACAUAUUCGAAGCGGCAGCAAUCCAUUCACAAGCCAAGCCCUAUAUGCAGUGCUUUCUAAUGGCAAUUCACUUCUCGCAGUUGGGAAUUCAAAACGUACUAUUGAUGAAUUGGGAACAGGGAUACCAGUCGUGUAAUGUAAUGACGAAAGCGCGUGGGAGAAAGGAAAAAGGGGAAAAACACAUCUCUGCUGUCUGCCUCGAUAUUUCCGUAAAACAACAAGCUGAUAAGCAAGAUCCCCUGGUCCUAAGCAAGAUAGCCUGGAAGCAAACAAACUUCUUUGAAAUCUUAAUAAGGAGUGGGUCAUUGAAUAAACAUUUCAACUUAUCAGGAAGUAAUUUACAAAAAACUGCAUGCCCCUAUCACAAUUGCUUUGAUUGUGUCUGUGAAGGAUUAUUGCCUUGAAAUUAUAAUGCAGUAAUCACUAAAGCGCAGUCACUUUUAAAACUUUUGAAAAAACGUCAUGCUUGCGCUGUAAGCAUUUUAAUUAUUAUAAGUAUUUGGUUUGCCAAAAUCAGCACAUACGGGGAUUCUUGCCGAUACAUAGCUGUUCUAAAUCAGUACAAAGCAUUGAUCAUGUGGCUCUGUCACCAAGACAAAGCGUUUUUUUCAUUUCUAGUCGGACCUGUUGUGUCAUCAACAAUAUUAUCAUGCAUGCCAUAAUGAAUUAUUACACUGAGAUUAGAUUCAAUGUAGUUGAGAUUGAAUCGACAUCGUGGUCGUUGUGCUAGCACAAAACAAAGCUGUAGUGAUCUAUGCUCGCCCUGACUGAAAAUGAAAGCAGGUUGUAUUUCAAGAAAGCUAUGCAUUGGAUAUCGUCCAUUCUUUUUAUUAAAAUGAUCAUUAAUUUCGGUUCAUGUAUAUCAGUAAUACAUAAAAGACAAAGUCGGGUUUUUGUUGACGUGGAAAAGUGGCGAAAAUCUGCUGAAGCAAGCAAACUGCGUCAAAAUAAAGCCAAACAGACUGCAGAAUAUUCCAGCUCUUCUGAUGAGGAGGAUCCAGAAAUGAGUCCAUACAGAGAAUCGGCCAGUCAAAGUGACUCAACAAAGAUAAUUGCCGAGGCUCAGCGAAUUCUCUACUCGAGAGAAAGUGUAACAGAUGAAGGAAAGGGCAAAAAGGCAAACUGCAUAGCCAGAACAACAAUAGAGAUGAAUGGCAUUUUAGUGAAGAAAGUCAAUAAUAACAAUAGCUAUGAGAAAAACAAAAAGUCAGUCCGAUUCAACAUGGACAAAAUCCAGCUACACGAAUACACUCUCGACACAGCCGACAGUAUCUCUUCGAUAUCAUUUGACGAUGGGGCAUUCAUUGCGAAUGUUCUUGAUGCCAGUGAUCUUCUGGCGAGUGACAGCGAACUUAGCGAAGACGACGCGACAGACUCACCAGCAGCAAGAGAGGAUGUCAAAUUUGCGUUCUCGGACACUGAAAAACGCGAUAAUGACGAUUUUGACCCGACUUCAAGUAUCGACUCAUUUAAUUCAGAGGACCUUGGCCUUCCAUCGCUUCCAGCCAAACCCACGGAUGAUCCAACCAUCGAAAAUUUGUCACAAGAAAAGGAGAAACUACAGAACGACAUCGUAUCUCUGAGGGCAGAGUACGAUAAAGAGAUGAAGAAGCUAAGAGAGGAAUAUCAGACAAGAAGAGAAAGUUAUAUGACAGAAUUAGAUGAGCUGAGGCAAAGCAUUGAUGAACGAUUAAAUUCAAGUUAUUAUGCAGAGAAAAUGAAAUCUUAUGAACAGGAAAAGCAAUCAAUGGAAAAUCUAGAAGAGGACCUUCUAAAGAGGAAAAAGCAAUGUCUCGAAAGGGAAGAGGAGAUUGAAGAAUACGAACAGUACCUAGAUAAAAGGCAUGCUUCCUUAAAUGACAAAGAAAACGAUUUGAAUACUCUACAGGAUGAGCUGGAGGAAUUUUCUCGUCUACUUCGAAAAAGAGAAAAGGAAUUGAAAGCGAAAUCUGAGCGAAUAGAAAAUGAAUAUAACAAAGAAAUUAGUAUAAAAGCAUGCACACACGACGAGAAAGAGAUACAAGGACUUAGAGAAAAAGUUAGAGAGCUGCAAAAUAGUUUAGUUAAAACGAAAAUAACCGUUGAGAAAAAAGAGGAGAAUUGCAGAGAUCUUGAAAACGAGCUAAACAAGUUAAAAACGGAUCACAAAAAGUUACAAGGAAAGGUCAAGAGCUUAGAGUCGCAGCUGCUAGUUGACAAGAAAAUAAACGAAGCGAAGGAAGAUUGCAAUAAUGUGAGAAGGACGAGUGUUAUGCAGAUGGGUAGUCUGGCCUCGCAGAGGUUCAAUAGCGAAAUCAGGUCACCGCCUGCUAAUCAUAAACCCUUAUCUGCACGGAACUCUCAGCUUAGACCGCCUAUGCAAGGUUCUGCGCUAGGGUCGGACUUGUUUCUGAAUUCAAGCUUUAAGCGCAAGAUUAGUGAAGCGACUGAAACAAGCUCCGAUAGCGAUCGCAUAUCAAACACGACAACACGAGUGGAUUCGCGUACCGUGAAGAGCAGAACUUGUGUUGUAAUGUAGUCCAAAGUUCAGUCUUAUCAUGAAUGGUUCUAAUCGUGCAAAACGGACGAUCGAAUUACAAAUCAAAGUGCCGUUAUGUUUAAAAAGCUAAGCCCGGUCGAAGAGUUAAGUCAAUUUUAAACACCAAGUACUUUGAAAAAUGACUUUGGAAAAUGACCAAGUACUUUGGCAGGGUUGACUGGUUAGGCCACAGUCCACCCAUUUUUCAAACAUUGAAAAAUACCUUUUUGUCAUAUCGACAAUUUAUCCCUUAUCACUUCAAAUAUAGGUAUUGGUUUUGGUAUCUCUCACGAAAGCUGCUACACCUGGAUCAAUGAUCUCUAAAAUUCCCAAAAAUUGCCAGCAAACGAUAUGAAGUAAUUUCAUUAUUCACAGUCACCAUUAUAACAGAUAUGAUGGUUCACAUUUUGAUUUCAAAAAAGGAUACGGUGUUUUCAUCUUUGUAGUGCAAAGUUGUUCUAUUUAAUUUGAGGCAUUCUUCUAACUGACCGGUAUGCUUGGAAAUUCGUAAACGUCACUGCGUAGAGUUUCUGGAAAUAUUUACACUACUGUGUUUCCAAAUUUUAUGUGGUAUUUAUUGCCAGUAUAUAUUGUAAAUUUAAUAUUGUUCUGACACUCAGUUUGUAGUGUUUUGUACAUUUGAUAUGCAGAAGCAAUUUGAAGCAUUGUAAUUAUCGACAUGCUGUAAAUUAUUACAUUAUUUACUUUCUGUCUUACCCAGA